GAUUAUACAGACGAACAAGAUGAUAUUGCCCAUGACGAUGAUGAUGAUAAUACAGAUGAACAUGAAGAAGGUGAUAAUCAUACAGACGCUGUCGAACAAGAUGAUAUUGCUCAUGACGAUGAUAAUGAUUAUACAGAUAAACAUGAAGAAGGUGAUAAUCAUACAGACGCUGUCGAACACGAUGAUAUUGCUCAUGACGAUGAUAAUGAUCAUACAGAUGAAGAUAAUCUUGCAAAUGAAGAUGGUAAGAAUCAAGAUGCAAUCAUCGUUGAUUCACAAAUUAUAAUCCCUAAUAUUAAUAUAAGUCCUGAAAGAAUUGAGAACAAUAAAAGUGACUUAAAGACUACAAAAAGCGAAAUGGUAAAUGAAAAAAACAAGUUUUAUAAAUUAGAGCCACUUCCUGAUCUCGGAGAAACGCCAUCUAUAUCUUCAAAUGACCUGAACAAAGGAGCAUACACGCUGAAACAAUUCUUGAACAUGACGAUAACCCAAACAGCACCAUUUUACAAGGAAAUUACUAUGAUAUCCAAGAAAUGGAAGCAAAAUGAUAUCAUCAGUUCUUUGAUUGUCACUCGAUCAUAUAUGGACCAAUUAUUGAAUUGGUUAAUAGCUGCAAGGCUAAGACUAAAACCUCCGAUUUCCCCAAUACUCCUGUAUACACCAGAUUACUCAAUCGCUAAAUUCUUCAAAGAUCGUCAAUUUGAUUGUGUUUAUUUAAAUACAUCUGAUAUAUUGAAAGAACAUUUAUACAUUAACCUGAGACAAAUCUGGUAUUUGAGAAUUAUGGUUUGGAAAACUAUCAAUUUUAUAGGAUUUGAUGUUUUGAAUUUUGAUGCAGAUGCGCUACCAUUGAAGAACCCCUUUCCAUUAUUGAAAUCCCCAAAGGUGCUAAGCAGCGAUGUGGUAGGGGCAUUUGUUGGAAAUAAACCUAACUAUGUAAAGGAAGAAUGGAAUCUGAAUUCGGCAUUCUGUAUGGGAUUUAUGCUUUUCAGGCGAACACGUAAAACAGAAGCGUUCUGGCAAAAUGUAAAUGAUUUUAUAUUCGGAUCGACAAAAUCAAAAGAAUCAACAACAAGAACCGACCAAAGUAUCAUUAACAGUGUUUUACACCUGAUGCACGUGACCUGGAAAAAAUCAAUUGUUAAUGCUUGCUCUGAUAGUGGGCCGUGCUUGAAGGAAACCUACCAAGGAAUGGGAUCAAAUGGCUUUAGAAUAACCACACUCCCAGAGCAAAUUACAUGCAGAUUCAGCUGUAAAAUAACAACUCACAUACAUAAGGUGACUAUUUGGCACCCCAUUAAGAACACAGUGAAGGGUAACGUUUGGUUUUUAGUACCCGAUUGGCAAGACAAAGUUAAAAGUUCACAUGCCACAGGAACAGAAUUUUUGAAGGAAUUGGCAGAUAUUUCAAAAAUUGAUUUGAGUAACUUUUUCUAACAAUGUGAAGCUAUCUAUGUAAAGUGAUUCACCAAGUCA
Owenia fusiformis is the source of this 1476-nucleotide messenger RNA. Lineage: Eukaryota; Metazoa; Annelida; Polychaeta; Sabellida; Oweniidae. The record is from the annotation of a GenBank genome assembly.